CUCAUUUUUCCUCUUGUUGCUCACAUCACAGUAGGGUUGCAGCAGAUAAACGCCAACACUCUCUUCUCACCUCCCCUUUUUUUUUAUUUCGCAGCCCUCUGAUACGUCAAAAGCCCUCUAAAACACUCUCUUCAAAUUUUCUCUCUAAAACCCUAUCUUUCUCUCUCGAACACUUAUUGAUUAACAAUGGGGGCUUCUCUGCCUCCCAAAGAGGCCAACCUCUUCAAGCUCAUCGUCAAAUCAUAUGAAACUAAACAGUAUAAGAAGGGAUUGAAGGCAGCAGAUGCUAUAUUGAAAAAGUUUCCAGAUCAUGGAGAAACUUUAUCAAUGAAGGGUUUGACAUUAAAUUGUAUGGAUCGUAAAUCUGAAGCAUAUGAACUUGUCCGGCUUGGCCUAAAGAAUGACCUCAAAAGUCAUGUUUGCUGGCAUGUUUAUGGUCUCCUUUAUCGGUCUGACAGAGAGUACAGGGAGGCUAUCAAAUGCUAUAGAAAUGCUUUGAAAAUAGAUCCAGACAAUAUUGAAAUACUGAGGGACUUGUCACUCUUGCAGGCACAAAUGCGGGAUUUGUCUGGAUUUGUUGAGACUAGACAACAGCUUCUGACCUUGAAACCAAAUCAUCGAAUGAAUUGGAUCGGCUUUGCUGUUGCUCACCAUUUAAACUCAAAUGCUACAAAAGCAGUUGAAAUUCUGGAAGCAUAUGAAGGGACACUGGAGGAUGAUUAUCCUCCUGAUAAUGAACGAUGUGAGCAUGGGGAAAUGCUUCUGUACAAGAUCUCUUUAUUAGAGGAAUGUGAUUUUAUUGACAGAGCUCUUGAGGAGUUGCACAAGAAAGAGUCAAAAAUUGUUGACAAAUUGACAUACAAGGAACAAGAGGUCUCUCUACUGGUGAAGCUUGGUCGCCUUGAAGAGGGUGCUGAAUUAUACAGGGUGUUACUGGCCAUGAAUCCUGACAAUUACAGAUACUAUGAAGGUCUACAAAAAUGUGUUGGGCUGUAUUCAGAAAAUGGCCACAAUUCUGCUGAUGAAAUUGUUAAGUUGGAUGAAUUGUACAAAUCACUUGGUCAGCAGUAUACUUGGUCAUCUGCUGUUAAGAGAAUACCACUCGAUUUUCUCCAAGGAGACAGAUUUCGUGAAGCUGCAGACAAUUAUAUUAGGCCCCUCCUUACCAAGGGUGUUCCUUCAUUAUUCUCAGAUCUUUCUCCCUUGUAUGAUCAUGCUGGCAAGGCAGACAUACUGGAAAAACUUGUGCUUGAGUUGGAGCAUUCAAUUAGAAUGACUGGGAAAUACCCUGGGAGGGCAGAAAAAGAACCUCCUUCGACACUUAUGUGGACUUUAUUUUUCUUGGCUCAGCAUUAUGACAGACGGGGACAAUAUGACCUUGCUCUUACUAAAAUUGAUGAGGCUAUAGUGCACACUCCAACAGUCAUUGAUUUGUACUCAGUCAAGAGUCGGAUUCUGAAGCAUGCUGGUGAUUUGGCAGCUGCUGCAGCAUUGGCAGAUGAAGCAAGAUGCAUGGAUCUUGCUGAUCGCUACAUAAACAGUGAAUGUGUCAAACGUAUGCUGCAGGCUGAUCAGGUGGCUUUGGCUGAAAAAACAGCUGUAUUAUUCACUAAAGAUGGGGAUCAGCAUAAUAACCUUCAUGACAUGCAGUGCAUGUGGUACGAACUUGCUUCUGGUGAAAGUUAUUUCCGCCAAGGUGAUGUUGGACGGGCGCUGAAGAAAUUUUUAGCUGUGGAGAAACACUAUGCUGAUAUCACUGAAGACCAAUUUGACUUCCAUUCCUAUUGCUUAAGAAAAAUGACUUUACGUGCCUAUGUAGCAAUGCUUAAAUUUCAAGAUAGGUUGCAUUCGCAUGCAUACUUUCACAAAGCAGCAGCUGGAGCUAUAAGAUGUUACAUAAAAUUGUAUGAUUCUCCUUCCAAGUCGACAACUGAAGAAGAUGAUGAAAUGUCAAAGUUGCCGCCUUCUCAAAAAAAGAAGAUGAGACAGAAACAAAAGAAGGCGGAAGCUCGAGCUAAGAGAGAGGCAGAGGUAAAGAAUGAAGAAUCAAGUGCUGGUGGUGUAUCCAAGUCAGGAAAACGACAUGUUAAGCCUGUAGAUCCUGAUCCAAUUGGUGAAAAAUUACUGCAGGUUGAAGAUCCAUUGUCGGAAGCUACAAAGUACUUGAAGCUGCUUAAGAAAAGCUCACCUGACUCUUUGGAGACUCACCUGCUUUCAUUUGAAGUAAAUAUGAGGAAGCAGAAAAUUUUGCUUGCACUGCAGGCUGUGAAACAGUUGCUUAGGUUGGAUGCUGAACACCCAGAUUCUCAUCGCUGUUUGAUAAGAUUCUUCCAUAAAGUGGGCUCAUUGGCUGCUCCAGUAACAGAUGCGGAGAAACUUAUUUGGAGUGUCUUGGAAGCAGAGCGCCCAUCAAUCAGUCAAUUGCAUGAGAAAUCUCUGAUUGAUGCCAACAAAGUUUUCCUUGAAAAACAUAAAGAUUCUUUGAUGCAUAGAGCUGCAGUUGCAGAAAUGUUAUAUGUUUUAGAACCUAAUAAGAGAUCUGAGGCUAUUAAAUUAAUUGAAGAUUCUACCAACAACCUUGUGCCAGUAAGUGGAGCAUUUGGAACGAUCAAGGACUGGAAACUCAAAGACUGCAUCGCGGUCCACAAGCUGCUAGAAACAGCUCUCAGUGAUCAUGAUGCUGCAUCAAGGUGGAAGGUGCGUUGUGCUGAGUACUUCCCGUACUCUACAUAUUUUGAAGGCAGCUGCAGCUCUGCCAUGCCCAACUCUGUGUACAAUCUAACAGGCAAAAACCCUGAGAAUGGGAGUGCAAGUCAUCCCGGAGUUGGAAAAAUUGCAGAUUCUAUUGCAUCAAAUGGAAAACUAGACGCUUUUAAGGAUCUCACCAUCUGAAAGUCAUGUUGAAUGCAUGCAGCAUCUAACGCACAAUUGUGCUAAGAUUUAAUGGGUAGAGCAUAUAACCAAACAACGGCAGGAAACUACAUUUUUAGGAUAUUGGAUUUGCUUCUGCUGACAGUGGAAGAUCAUUUUGGGGUUAUGUGCAAAUGGUGUCAAUCCCCUCUACUGCUCUCAGUUGAAAUUUUCUACUUUUAGCUGUUCUACUGGCCCAAUUGUUCGAUGCAUUCAUUUGCAAAUGUGUAUAACAUACUCCUAUUAUCUUUUUAGGGUUUGAUUUUUUUUUUUUCCUUUUAAUUAACUCACUACUAGGUGAGAUCUAGACAAGGGUGGUUCUUUUGGGUUUUCACCAAUACUUUGAGGUCAAUCAUUUUAGGUAAGGGGAGCACUAGAGUUUUUUUCUUUUUUUCCAAGUACUGGUCUUACAUACGGUCAGCAUAGAACAAUUUCUUGUAGAGCUGAUCUUCAGAGCUUGUUGUACUUUUUGCCCAAUUCUAUUUAAUGCUUUUAUUGUAUAAACAGUUAAACACUAUACUGAAAAAUUUUGCUACAAGAUUCAUAUAAUAGCAUGUUCAGUUUUGCUGCUUGUUUUGGACA
Messenger RNA from Jatropha curcas, 3492 nucleotides. RefSeq names its product tetratricopeptide repeat (TPR)-containing protein. The record is from RefSeq and is a predicted model, not a curated record. Gene Ontology annotation, molecular function: protein binding. Gene Ontology annotation, cellular component: cytoplasm. Gene Ontology annotation, biological process: N-terminal peptidyl-methionine acetylation. Lineage: Eukaryota; Viridiplantae; Streptophyta; Magnoliopsida; Malpighiales; Euphorbiaceae.